Messenger RNA from Selaginella moellendorffii, 1611 nucleotides. RefSeq lists its product as uncharacterized. The transcript has a single exon. Lineage: Eukaryota; Viridiplantae; Streptophyta; Lycopodiopsida; Selaginellales; Selaginellaceae. Bases 45 to 1562 code for a protein of 505 amino acids. The record is from RefSeq and is a predicted model, not a curated record. Gene Ontology annotation, molecular function: phosphatidic acid binding.
GACGGAUUGGAAGAACACAUUUUCUCUGUUGACGUGUAGAGAUCAUGGCUCGAGGAUGGGGACGAGGGGGCGAUCGCGGCGAGGAUGCUGAGGAUCACGACGAAUUCGAUCCAGAGCCCUACGUCGGGGGCUACGACAUUGGAUCUGUGUAUGGCGCCAUCAAGGAAGCGAGUGAAGAGUGGAGCUACCCUCGCAGUGGCGAUCCGGGUGAGUAUGGCGAUGAGGAUUUCGAGGUGGAUGUGGGGAGAGCCACGGAUUAUGGCACUGCCAAGCCUUCUUACUACGGCCAUGGCCAGGGGAAGAGUAGCUAUGGCGGGCAUUCAUCUGGGUAUGAUGGAUCUGGCUAUGGCGGAGGGAGUGAGUAUGGAUCUGGGAAUGUAGGCUAUGGUGGUGGGCAGGGCGAGAGUGAAGGCUACGGUGGUGGCAAUUACGGUGCCGAGGAGAGCGGAGGCUACGGGUAUGGUGGUGGUCGGAAGAAAUACGGUGAGGAACAGGAGAGCCAGGGUUAUGGCGGUGGCUAUGGAGGUGGUGGUGGCGAGGAGGGGACCGAGGGCUACGGAGGAAGAAAGAAGUAUGGCGGCGAUGAGGAGGAGAGCGAGGGCUAUGGAGGACGAAACAAGUAUGGUGGAGACGAUGAAGCGAGCGAAGGUUAUGGAGGACGAAAGAAGUAUGUUGGAGAGGAGGAAGAGAGCGAAGGCUAUGGAGGACGGAAGAAGUAUGGUGGCGACGUUGAAGAGACCGAAGGCUAUGGAGGGCGAAAGAAGUAUGGUGGGGACGAUGAAGAGACCGAAGGCUAUGGAGGGCGAAAGAAGUAUGGUGGGGACGAUGAAGAGACCGAAGGCUAUGGAGGGCGAAAGAAGUAUGGUGGCGAGGAGGAAGAGACCGAAGGUUAUGGAGGGCGCAAGAAGUAUGGUGGCGACGUUGAAGAGACCGAAGGCUAUGGAGGGCGAAAGAAGUAUGGUGGGGACGUUGAAGAGACCGAAGGCUAUGGAGGGCGAAAGAAGUAUGGUGGCGACGGUGAAGAGACCGAAGGCUAUGGAGGGCGAAAGAAGUAUGGUGGCGAGGAGGAAGAGAGCGAAGGCUAUGGAGGGCGAAAGAAGUAUGGUGGCGACGUUGAAGAGAGCGAAGGCUAUGGAGGGCGAAAGAAGUAUGGUGGUGACGAGGAAGUGACUGAAGGCUAUGGAGGGCGAAAGAAGUAUGGAGAAGACGUUGGAGUGACCGAAGGCUAUGGAGGGCGAAAGAAGUAUGGUGAUGACGUUGAAGAGAGCGAAGGCUAUGGAGGAGGAAAGAAGUACGGUGGAGAUGAAGAGAGCGAAGGCUAUGGAGGACGAAAGAAGUAUGGUGGCGACGAGGAAGGCGAAGGCUAUGGCGGUGGAGGAUAUGGCAGUGGUCGAAAGAAAUACGGGGAAGAAGAGAGUGAAGAAGGCUAUGGAGGCCGGAAGAAGUACGAAGAAGGCGAUGGCGAAGGCUAUGGCGGCUAUGGAGGCCGGAAGAAGUACGGGGAAGACAAGAGCGAAGGCUACACUGGCUAUGGCGGCCGGAGGAACUAUGGCGAGGACUAAAGCUAUGGUGUGCUAGUAAGAAUAAUGUUACUCUGUUUCUUGUGUGGUU